AUGUAUAGUGAGCUGUUGCUUCAGGGAACAAUGAUUGUGGUGCCCAGGCUCCUGCGCGACACCCUGAUGGUGUGGUUAGCACACGGAGGGCACCAGGGUAUAGAUAAAACAAAGUAUCGUCUCCGCAGUGAAGUUUGGUUGCCGAGAAUGGACAAAGACGUUGAGAAGUUUUGUAGAGUUUGUCAUGGCUGCCAGGUCACCUCUGGAUUUGAACCCACAGAGCCGACGUCCCGCGGUUUUCCUCCAAGAGCUCCUUGGCAGGACUUUGGAACAGACCUGCUAGGACCCCUACCCACAGGAGAGAGUAUUUUGGCGGUGGUCGAUUACUACAGUGGAUUCCUUGAGGUUUCUAUUAUGAAGUCUACGAUAAGUUGCAAGGUCAUCGAUGCACUUGCACCGCUGUUUGCAAGAUUGGAUUUUCCAAUCUCGUUAAAGACAGAUAAUGGCCCCCAAUUCGUGUCAGAAGAGUUUUAA
Molecule: messenger RNA, 474 nt
Organism: Stylophora pistillata
Lineage: Eukaryota; Metazoa; Cnidaria; Anthozoa; Scleractinia; Pocilloporidae
Biological process (GO): DNA integration
Molecular function (GO): nucleic acid binding
Source: RefSeq, a predicted model, not a curated record